Molecule: messenger RNA, 912 nt
Organism: Sporisorium graminicola
Lineage: Eukaryota; Fungi; Basidiomycota; Ustilaginomycetes; Ustilaginales; Ustilaginaceae
Exons: 2
Coding region: 1-912 (303 amino acids)
Biological process (GO): RNA catabolic process
Cellular component (GO): extracellular region
Molecular function (GO): ribonuclease T2 activity; RNA binding
Source: RefSeq, a predicted model, not a curated record
AUGAAGUUCACCGCUGCCACGCUCGCGGUCCUCACCGCGGCCAGCACCGUCGCUGCCGUCGUCGACAAGCGCCUCGUCGACAAUCUGAGCCAGCUCGGCCAGCUCGGCCAGCAGUUCGCCCACAAAGGCCAGGAGAUCGCCAGCUGCGCCAAGGCGUCGACGCAGCUCUCGUGCCACGCAUCGUACGCCAUCGCGGCCAACAGCUCGGCCAACUGCUGCUUCAACGGCGCGCUCACCGACGGCGGUAAGCAGAGCGGCCUGAUCCUCAGCACGCAGUUCUGGACCACAAACGCUCCCGACGCGUCCAACAACGGGCCAAGCGACUCGACGACGAUCCACGGCUUGUGGCCAGACUACUGCGAUGGGACGUACCCGCAGUUCUGUUCGGCUGUCAGUGGAAUUCCGGAAUACACGGGCGAGCAGAUCGAGGCCGUGAUGCGCAAGUACGACCCGGCCCUGUUCGCGUACUACCAGAAGUACUUCAAGGACCUCAAUGGAGACAGCACGUCGUUCCUCGAGCACGAGUUCAAUAAGCACGGGACAUGCUACACGACGAUGCGUCCCUCGUGCCAGCCAUCCCUACCCUGGAUCAGCCAGCCCGACUUCGCCGUGCUCAACUACUUCCGCCAGAUCGCACACAAGUUCGCCGAACGCCCGACGUACGCCAUCCUCGAGGCCGCCGGAAUCGUCCCCAGCACCACCCAGAACUACACCUUGGCGCAGGUCCAGCAGUCGCUCAAAGCCUUCCACGGCGCCACCCCCUUCGUCGGCUGCAACAAGAAAGGCGAGAUGAACGAGUUCUGGUGGUUCUGGAACGUCCGUGGCCAAGUCAACUUUGGCCUCUACGAGCCCGUCGAGUCGACGACAAAGUCUACGUGCCCUGCCAGCUUGAGGUACCUGCCCAAGCCUUGA